AUGGGCUCCGCACCUCCACCCAUGCCCUAUGAGAAGGUGCCACUACCGGCUUCGGGGGCCUACAUUGCCGUUGUGGGCCCAUGCAUGAAGCCACCCUUCCCCAAGAUAGAGAGAAAAGGCGAACUAGUUGUAGUCGAGCUCCCAUAUGCUUUGGUUCAGGCUUCCAUAUAUAGGAAAACGCCGAUCUGGUGGAGAUGGUACUGUUGGAUAUGCCCUGCCGCAUGGACGUUAUAUGGGCUUGUCUCACAAUAUGGUGACAUCACCACACCCAUGGAAGAUGGCAGGACUGUGAAUGUAUUCAUAGAAGACUACUUUGACUUCAAGCACAGCUGGCUGGGGUGGGCCGCUGCCAUUGUCGUGGCUUUUAGCGUAUUCUUUGCCGCCUUGUUCGCCUUUGCCAUCAUGAAGCUCAACUUUGAGAAAAGAUGA
Messenger RNA from Miscanthus lutarioriparius, 429 nucleotides. Lineage: Eukaryota; Viridiplantae; Streptophyta; Magnoliopsida; Poales; Poaceae. The record is from the annotation of a GenBank genome assembly.